ACGAAAAGGAAAUUGUUAAGUUUAUCAAAAGUGUUGCCACACAGUGUCUCUCAGUGUGCGAAAAGAGUGAAAGAAUUUGUUGGCCUGGUUGGACUGGUCGACCAAGGAGGACAAAAAUUUGGUAACUUUUUUGUGGAUUAGCCGAUUUGCCAGUUGAAUUGAAUCUUGAUUAAGAACGAUGCUUGACUGAAUGUUGCUGGCUGCCUUGCAGGUCAAUGUGUGGCAAUGAUGAUGAUGAUGAAGUUGCUGCUGCCGAGACGAGGCUAAACUGCUGACAGCAAAGUGCAGGAGAAGUGCAUUUCCGCUACCUACCUACCUACCUACCAAACAAAACUACCUACAACAAAGCGAAACUAUCUUUCUACCUAACAAACAGCACGUAAAGAAACGGAGAAAGAGAGAGAGAGAAAGACAAUAAAGAGAGACAGCAAGUGAGAGAGACGCCACUCGCUACUCGUUACUCGUUGCAUUUUGUCUGCCCUCUGACCAGCUGGCUCGUAUCAGUUCUGUCACAACGUAUCUGGCGGUCACAACGGUCUGCAAAUUCGAAAAUAAAAACACGGGAAAAACGACCGCGUAGCGGUACGCCGCUUUAAACGUAUCGAAACAAAAGUGAAACGUUCAAUAACGAAGGAGGAGGAGAGGACGGUGAAAGGGGGAAUCCUUCUUUAUAUAAAUAUUGAUUCAAUUGUGAUUGCUAUUUGACAAAGUGGCGUCCGUAUACGCAUCCGAUACUUUCAAUUAGGCACGUUGCCUUUUAAAUGUGCCACAAUGGCAGUGCCGUGCAGGACGCCGCCGCCGCCGAUACCAACAAUGCCCCAUCGAACGCCGUUUUAUAGGCUAAUGCCUAGAGCCUUAAUCCUAUCCUUUCUGCUCCUGCUGACAUCGCCAUCGGUGUUUGUCAAGGCCGAACCUUAUGCCGGUGGCUUCGGCAGUGCCGCUGUCUCCAGCGGCGGACUUGGUUCCGUUGGCAUACAUAUACCCGGUGGUGGUGUGGGCGUAAUUACCGAAGCAAGAUGUCCUCGCGUCUGUUCCUGUAGUGGAUUAACCGUCGACUGUUCGCACCGAGGAUUAACCCAAGUGCCGCGCAAAAUAUCAGCGGAUGUGGAGAGACUCGAUUUGCAGGGCAAUAAUUUGACGGUGAUAUAUGAGACGGAUUUUCAACGUUUGACCAAGCUACGAAUGCUCCAACUAACGGAUAAUCAAAUUCACACCAUUGAAAAGAAUGCCCUACAAGAUUUGGUCUCCCUCGAACGAUUACGUCUAAACAACAAUCGAUUAAAGGCAAUACCUGAAAACUUUGUGACAAGUUCAGCGAGUCUUUUGCGAUUGGACAUUUCACACAAUCUGAUUGCAACGGUGGGACGAAGAGUCUUCAAGGGUGCUCAAUCUUUGCGCAGUUUGCAGUUGGACAAUAAUCAAAUCACUUGUAUGGAUGAACAUGCCUUCAAGGGGCUAGUGGAAUUGGAAAUACUGACACUGAACAACAACAACUUGACCGCUUUGCCGCACAAUGCCUUUGGGGGAUUGGGACGAUUGAGAGCGUUGCGGCUAUCGGACAAUCCAUUCGCCUGCGAUUGCCAUUUAUCCUGGCUGUCGCGCUACCUACGCAGUGCACCGCGCCUAGCUCCAUACACAAGAUGCCAGUCGCCAUCACAAUUGAAGGGCCAAAACGUGGCGGACCUGCACGAUCAGGAGUUCAAAUGUUCAGGCCUCACCGAGCAUGCGCCCAUGGAAUGUGGAGUGGAGAACAGUUGUCCACACCCAUGCCGAUGCGCGGAUGGCAUUGUUGAUUGCCGUGAGAAGAGUCUGACCAGUGUGCCCGUUACCCUGCCCGAUGAUACCACCGAACUACGCCUAGAGCAAAAUUUCAUCACGGAAUUGCCACCGAAAUCGUUUUCAAGCUUUCGACGUUUGCGACGCAUUGAUUUGUCCAACAACAAUAUAUCGCGUAUUGCCCAUGAUGCACUCAGUGGCCUAAAGCAGCUAACCACACUUGUGCUGUAUGGCAAUAAAAUAAAGGAUUUACCCUCGGGCGUAUUCAAAGGACUUAGCUCACUGCAGUUGCUGCUGUUGAACGCCAACGAGAUCUCGUGCAUACGCAAGGAUGCCUUCCGUGACCUGCAUAGCCUUAGUCUUCUAUCGCUGUACGACAACAACAUUCAGUCUUUGGCUAAUGGCACAUUCGACGCCAUGAAGAGCAUCAAAACGGUACAUUUGGCCAAGAAUCCUUUCAUUUGUGACUGCAAUCUACGCUGGCUGGCCGACUAUUUGCACAAAAAUCCCAUAGAGACAAGUGGAGCACGCUGUGAGUCACCGAAGCGGAUGCAUCGUCGUCGCAUUGAAUCGCUCCGCGAAGAGAAAUUUAAAUGCUCCUGGGAUGAAUUGCGAAUGAAGUUGUCCGGCGAAUGCCGCAUGGAUUCUGACUGCCCCUCAAUGUGCCAUUGCGAGGGCACCACCGUGGACUGUUCCGGUCGUGGCCUAAAGGAAAUACCACGCGACAUUCCCCUGCAUACCACUGAACUUUUGCUCAACGAUAACGAACUGGGUCGCAUCAAUUCGGAUGGCCUGUUUGGUCAUCUGCCGCAUUUGGUUAAAUUGGAAUUGAAGCGUAAUCAACUGACUGGCAUUGAACCGAAUGCCUUUGAGGGUGCCUCACGCAUACAGGAUCUGCAACUGGGUGAGAAUAAGAUUAAGGAAAUCUCCAAUAAAAUGUUCCUAGGACUCCAUCAGCUAAAGACACUCAAUCUGUAUGACAAUCAAAUCUCAUGCGUUAUGCCUGGCUCCUUUGAACAUCUCAAUUCACUGACAUCGCUAAACCUUGCAUCGAAUCCAUUCAAUUGUAAUUGUCAUUUGGCCUGGUUCGCCGAUUGGUUACGUAAAAAAUCAUUGAACGGUGGGACAGCACGUUGCGCUGCCCCAGCCAAGGUACGUGAUGUGCAAAUCAAGGAUCUGCCCCACAACGAAUUCAAAUGCAGCAGCGAGAAUAGCGAAGGAUGCCUGGGCGAUGGCUAUUGUCCGCCAUCGUGCACGUGCACCGGCACUGUGGUACGUUGCUCACGCAAUCAAUUGAAGGAAAUACCACGCGGCAUUCCAGCCGAAACAUCUGAAUUGUAUCUCGAAUCGAAUGAGAUUGAGCAAAUACACUACGAGCGUAUCCGACAUUUGAGGAGCUUAACCAGACUUGAUCUCAGCAAUAAUCAGAUCACCAUCCUAUCCAAUUACACUUUUGCCAAUCUGACCAAACUAUCCACACUCAUCAUUUCCUACAAUAAACUGCAGUGUCUGCAGCGUCAUGCGUUGUCUGGACUGAAUAACUUGCGCGUGCUCUCACUGCACGGCAAUCGCAUAUCAAUGCUGCCGGAAGGCUCCUUCGAGGAUCUCAAAUCGUUGACACACAUCGCACUUGGCAGUAAUCCUUUGUAUUGUGAUUGCUCAUUGAAAUGGUUCUCGGACUGGAUCAAGUUGGACUAUGUUGAGCCAGGCAUUGCUAGAUGUGCGGAACCGGAGCAAAUGAAGGAUAAGUUAAUUCUGUCGACCCCCUCAUCGAAUUUCGUAUGCCGGGGGAAGGUGAGAAAUGAGAUCUUGGCCAAAUGCAAUGCCUGCUAUGAGCAGCCGUGCCAGAAUAAGGCUCAAUGUGUCGCCCUGCCCGAGAGGGAAUAUCAGUGUCUGUGCCAGCCGGGUUAUCAUGGCAAACACUGUGAAUUCAUGAUCGAUGCCUGCUAUGGUAAUCCUUGCCGUAAUAAUGCCACCUGCACGGUGUUGGAGGAAGGACGUUUUAGUUGCCAAUGCGCCGCUGGCUACACUGGAGCUCGUUGUGAGACCAAUAUUGAUGAUUGUCUGGGCGAGACAAAGUGUCAGAACAAUGCCACCUGCAUUGAUGGGGUCCAGUCCUACACCUGCGAGUGUCAACCAGGAUUCACGGGUGAAUAUUGCGAUACGAAGAUUCAGUUCUGCAGUCAAGAGUUCAAUCCCUGCGCCAAUGGGGCCAAGUGUAUGGACCACUUCACGCAUUAUAGUUGCGAUUGCUUGGCCGGUUUCCAUGGCAUCAAUUGUACGGAUAAUAUUGAUGAUUGCCAGAAUCAUAUGUGCCAAAAUGGAGGCACCUGCAUCGACGGCAUCAAUGACUAUGUGUGCAAGUGUCCGGAUGACUUUACGGGCAAAUACUGUGAGGGCCACAACAUGAUCUCGAUGAUGUAUCCGCAGACCUCACCGUGCCAGAAUCAUGAGUGCAAACAUGGCGUUUGCUUUCAACCAAAUGCCGCUGGCUCGGAUUACCUGUGCAAGUGCCAUCCCGGUUACACGGGCAAAUGGUGUGAGUAUCUGACCAGCAUUAGUUUUGUCCAUAACAAUUCGUUUGUGGAACUGGAACCGCUGCGCACAAGGCCCGAGGCAAAUGUCACCAUUGUCUUUAGCAGUGCCGAACAGAAUGGCAUUUUGAUGUACAACGGACAGGAUGCCCAUUUGGCCGUGGAGCUAUUCAAUGGACGGAUACGGGUUAGCUACGAUGUGGGCAAUUAUCCAGUAUCGACCAUGUAUAGCUUCGAAAUGGUGGCCGAUGGCAAAUAUCAUGCCGUUGAGUUGAUUGCCAUUAAAAAGAACUUUACCCUGCGUGUGGAUCGCGGAUUGGCACGUUCCAUAAUCAAUGAGGGAUCAAUGGAUUAUCUCAAGUUAACUACACCCAUGUUCCUGGGCGGUCUGCCUGUGGAUCCUGCUCAACAGGCCUACAAAAAUUGGCAAAUCCGCAAUCUAACUAGUUUCAAGGGCUGCAUGAAAGAGGUCUGGAUCAAUCACAAACUGGUGGACUUUGGCAAUGCCCAGCGUCAGCAGAAGAUCACACCAGGUUGUGCUCUCCUCGAGGGCGAACAGGCCGAGGAAGAGGACGAUGAGCAGGACUUUAUGGACGAAACACCGCACAUCAAAGAGGAACCUGUUGAUCCCUGCCUGGAGAACAAAUGCCGUCGUGGCAGUCGCUGUGUACCCAACGCCAAUGCCAGGGAUGGCUAUCAAUGCAAAUGCAAACACGGCCAAAGAGGCCGCUACUGCGAUCAAGGUGAGGGCAACACAGAGCCCCCAACAAUCACUGCUGCCUCCACGUGUCGGAAGGAGCAGGUGCGUGAGUAUUACACAGAGAACGAUUGCCGUUCCAGGCAGCCGCUGAAAUAUGCCAAAUGCGUGGGCGGCUGUGGCAAUCAAUGCUGUGCAGCAAAGAUUGUCAGAAGGCGCAAGGUGCGCAUGGUGUGCAGCAAUAAUCGCAAGUACAUCAAGAACUUGGAUAUUGUGCGCAAAUGUGGAUGCAGCAAGAAAUGCUACUGACUGAAAGAUGCGACUACCCAAUUGCUCCAAACGACGAGCAAUAGCAGCUUAGAUGUUAGUUUAGGAACACAAUUAAAUUUAACUUUUAGUAGUAGUAGUAGUAGUAAUCAUAGUCUUAGUUUAAAGCAUAAUACUAGCCAAGGGGCGGAGGAGGAGGAGGAGGAGGAAGAGAGCUUAGCAGAGGGGGAUGGGGAUCAAGAUUAUCCUAUGGAACAAACCUACGAUGAUGAUGAUGAAUUAGAUGAUGAUGAUGAUGAUGAGGAUGAUGGGUUAGAUGAUAUAGAAGAUGAUGAGGAUGACGAGGAACCUGAACAACUUCCCAAUCCCAAGAGUUUAGUGGCAGAAGGAGCAAAGCAAGAGCAGGAAGAAGAGGAAGAGGACAUGGGCUAUGAUGAAGAUGACGAGAGAAUUGCUUUGGAACGACCACGUCUAGCCCCACGACCACAAUCCCACGAUGAAGAACACUUUGUCAAUGAGGAGGGCAGUGGUUUUGGGGGCCCGAUCCGUUCUCGUUUUCGACCCAGUUCCAGUUAUCGUCAGAGCCAAUUGGAGAAUAUACGCAAAAAGUUGCUGACCGAAAGUCAAGCCGCACCGGCGGUGGCCGUGCCGAGCACUGCGAUUGAUCUGCGCGAGAGCAGCGGCCAUUUUGCUAACGAUGAUGAGGAUGGCGAGGAGGACAACGAUGACGGUGUCGAUGAUGAGUUUGCUGACACUGGCGAUGGAGGUAACGCUGGCUUCUUUGGCUCCAGUUCCGCACAGCGUAAGAAUUCGAAUCAUUAUUUCCGUAAGAAUGCCAAUGAUGCCAUCAAGAUAAUAUCAACGCCCUUGGGCAAAGUGAGCAUUGUGUAUGAGCAAACGGAUAAGGGCUCGGAGAAGGAGCAAACGGAACAACAGAAGAAGCCAACGUUAACCGAUUUCGAUGCCUUGUCACCGGAUCCAGAGAGCAGUCAUCGUUUUCCAUCGCCACAUCCAAAGAUUACGCCUGUUUUAACACCCGAUGGCAAGGUGGCGCUGCUUUAUCGUGGAGAUUCGGAGAGUUCCAAGUACGAGCCGAUUAGAAAUCUGACACACAAAUUUACAGGGAAACAAAAACCAGAGCAAUCAAAGACCGCGGAUAGCGCAUCUUCAGAUGAUUCAUCAUCAUCGGAUGAUUCCAUCUACACAGAUAGUGAGGACAAUGAAGAGCGUGGUGCAGGUGGAGGCGGAGGAGCAUCAGGUGGUGGUGGUGGUGAGGAUAGUUCAUCGAAUGUGGUUACCACACCAAAACCGGCACAGCCGGAAAUCCUAGAGCCACCGGCCCAUGCCCAACCAGGUGGUUCAUUCAUAAUACGCCCCACCUCGGACUCCUUGCUGCCGAUGAUCAAUCGUCCGUUGUCCGAGGUGUUGGGCAUCAAGAAGAAUCAGUUCCAGGAGACACGUGUGCGUGAUCAAUUGCCACCCACAACGGGUGGUGGUGGAUUAGGAGGAGAGGCGGCAACACCACGCUCCCUG
Molecule: messenger RNA, 6807 nt
Organism: Drosophila willistoni
Lineage: Eukaryota; Metazoa; Arthropoda; Insecta; Diptera; Drosophilidae
Gene: sli
Product: protein slit
Exons: 21
Coding region: 772-5316 (1514 amino acids)
Biological process (GO): axon guidance
Molecular function (GO): heparin binding; Roundabout binding; calcium ion binding
Source: RefSeq, a predicted model, not a curated record